Messenger RNA from Corvus hawaiiensis (hawaiian crow), 3244 nucleotides. It is a transcript of the gene CDC14B, whose product is annotated as cell division cycle 14B. Gene Ontology annotation, biological process: positive regulation of cytokinesis; regulation of exit from mitosis; microtubule cytoskeleton organization. The record is from RefSeq and is a predicted model, not a curated record. The transcript has 14 exons. The coding region runs from base 132 to 1586 and encodes 484 amino acids. Gene Ontology annotation, cellular component: mitotic spindle; spindle pole; nucleolus. Gene Ontology annotation, molecular function: protein tyrosine/serine/threonine phosphatase activity; protein serine/threonine phosphatase activity. Lineage: Eukaryota; Metazoa; Chordata; Aves; Passeriformes; Corvidae.
GGGAGGGGGCGGUGUCCGCGGGGACGCGUCAGCCGCCGCCGCCGCCCUCGCCGCCGCGGGGUCCCUCCCCUCCCUCCGGCCGCCCGGUCCCCGCGGGAUGAGGGCAUCGUAGCGCCGCGGCCGCCUCCGCCAUGAAGCGGAAGACCUGGGCCGAGGCGCGGCGCCGCGCAGCCCCGGCGCCGCCCGCGCUGAAGAGGACGCGGGGCGCGACGCCGCGGGCGGCGGGGGGCGAGGCGGAGCGGCGGCGGCAGCUGCCCCCUCCCGGGCCGGAGACCUGCCUGAGGAUCGCGGAUCGCCUUUAUUUUGCAAUUCUCUGCCAAAAACCAAAGAGCGGAGCUGCAAAUACCCAUUAUUUCUGCAUAGAUGAUGAACUUGUGUAUGAGAACUUCUAUGCAGACUUUGGACCACUCAAUCUGGCAAUGGUCUACAGAUACUGCUGCAAGCUAAAUAAGAAAUUAAAGUCAUUUUCAUUGAUAAGGAAGAAAAUAAUUCAUUAUACUGGGUUUGAUCAGAAAAAGCAAGCAAACGCUGCAUUCCUCAUAGGCUCCUACGCAAUAAUAUACUUGAGAGAAUCCCCAGAAGAUGUGUACAGGCUUAUAUUGUCAGGAAGUGUUUCAUAUCUUCCUUUCAGGGAUGCUUCCUUUGGUACUUGCAGUUUUCAUCUGACAUUACUGGACUGUUUUCAUGCAAUAAACAAGGCUUUGCAGUAUGGUUUCCUGGAUUUUAGUACGUUUGAUGUAAAUGAAUAUGAGCAUUAUGAAAGAGCAGAAAAUGGAGAUUUUAACUGGAUAAUACCAAACAAAUUCAUUGCCUUCAGUGGACCUCAUUCAAGAAGUAAAAUUGAAAAUGGCUAUCCCCACCAUGCUCCAGAAGCUUAUUUCCCAUACUUCAGGCAGCAUAAGGUCACCACUAUAAUACGCCUCAACAAAAAACUGUAUGAUGCCAAACGAUUUACAGAUGCUGGAUUUGAGCAUUUUGAUCUCUUCUUUGCUGAUGGAAGCACACCUAGUGAUACUAUAGUUAAAAGAUUUCUAAAUAUUUGUGAAAAUGCUGAAGGAGUAAUAGCCGUUCAUUGCAAAGCUGGUCUUGGACGAACCGGCACACUUAUUGCCUGUUACAUCAUGAAGCAUUAUCGGAUGACAGCUGCUGAAACUAUUGCCUGGAUCAGAAUAAAUAGACCUGGUUCUGUGAUUGGACCACAACAGCAUUUCCUGAUGGACAAACAGGCAGAACUUUGGACAGAAGGGGAUAUUUUCCGUGCAAAGUUGAAACGAAACCAUAAAAUUGCUGUAACAAGAAUUCUGUCAGGAGUAGAUGAUAUUUCAAUUAAUAACACAAGAAACAGGAGAACCAUCCAAAAGGACAUUGAACUGUACAGUGAUGAUGAUGAAACAAACUGUCUAACACAAGGGGAUAAGCUUCGUGCUCUGAAAAGCAAAAGGCAAGCAAAAGCUCCAGCUGCAUCUCCACUAGCAUGGCUCCUAGCUAUGCUGGUGUCUACACUGUGUAGCAUUGUCAUCUGGUGGAUUGUAUGUGGCUCCCUUCUGCCCAGCCUGCUAUUCUGUCUAGAUGGUUUAAGAACAUAGUAACCAUCAGGACCCCCUGAGAGAGAGCCACUGUCCAAUCCAUCACGAAGACUAGAACAGUAUUGCGUUGAAUUUCCAAUAAGCCACCAGUGUUGAAGAGGAUAUUCAGGAGUGAAGGGGAUAUGACUAGAGGGGACUUAAUGCAAUUCAAGGAAGAUCACUUUGGCUCUAUUUUUCAGCAAAAAAUGAAAUAGAACAAUCUCUUCCUUACUUGUAGAAUAAAAUGAACUGUCAACAUGUUUGGUAGACCUUUUUCUACCAUGCUACCACUUUCUCAAACAAAACCAACAAAAUCUAUGUACAUUCAGACUCAGGUGUAAAUAUUUAAGCUCUCUAUUAUAAAGAGAGCUUGCUAGUAUGUAUGAUGCAUGUGUAUAAACUGUGAUGGCAAUCACUUACUUAGCUGCUGACCACCAGAAAUGAAAAGAUGGUGGGAGCUUUUAAGUAUAUAAAUCUGUGGUGUCUAUUCAGACAGGGCUUAAGUCUUCACUUGAGUCUGAGAAUCAACUACAAAAGCUUUUUUUUCUAAUAGUAUUGGUACUCUUCUGUGUUGAUCGGCUGCUCUUUCUUACUUUGUAUGAAGUUUUUUAUGAAGCUGCAGUAUUGAGUACACAACGUAACUAUUGUCCACCAAAGAGUGCUUUAUUGUCAAAGGUUAUGUGGUUUAUUUAGGAAAAACUAAUUGUAAAUGAUUAACUUGUUUUUAAUAGUGACAGCUUUUUAGUUGUUUACAACCAAUGGCUCUUUGAACUAGUUAUAACUUAUUUAAAUCUGGUAUGAUUUUAAAGGGGAGGAAAAACAGUGUACCAUUUAAAGCAGUGCUGUCAUAUUGAAAUGUCAUUACAUUAUUGUUUCCUUUCCUAUCAAGUCCUUUAGGUGAAACUUUAAAUUGCCAUAUAUGAAAGGUAAGAAUUCCCCCCAGAUUUCACUGGUACACUGGGUAACAUGUGGGUGUUGCUGGUUUUUAGCUUUGGGGCAUUUAAUGAGUGCAGCACACAAAAAAGGGAAAAUAAGGUUGCCAUACAACUGAGGUAGUGGAACUCAGGGGCAGGUAAAAAUCUGGACAUCUAACACUUCAGGAAUUACAAUUUACCUCUGUUAAAAAGCAGUGUAAGUUUUAGAGGAAUCUGCUUGAGACUGAAAUUUUCAUCCCUUACAGGAAAACUGUGUCUUUUCCUACUAGUUUUCACAUUAUGAAAUUUCAAAACUGGUAUACCUUUGUCCACCAACUGAUGUCAUAGCUGCAUAUCCCUCAGAUGAGGACUGUUACCACAUAGCCUUAAAUAUGAAUCAGUUAUCUGUUGACUUAGUGACUCUUACAGUAGGUAGAAGAAAUGGGGAAAUCUGAAAUGUUAGUAAUGGAAUAACAAGUUUUUGAAGACGCAGAUUACUUCUGUGAGAGACGGAAUUUUAUUUCAAUGAAUGCAAAUGUUCAGUGACUAGUUUCAAUCUAUGUCCUUUUAAAUGGAAACUAAGCCUUCUGUUAGGCUGGUGAUUUUUGAAUGCCAGUAUGAGCAAGAGCAUCAUGACUUGGACAGGACAGGAUGUGAAGUUUAAGUAAGCUUAGAGGUAACAUCCAUGAUCUUAGAUAGUCAAAAUCUGAAAAUAUGAAUAAAAAGAAAAGGUUUGAUGCAAAAUAAAGGACCGUUGAAGGCUCA